This is a messenger RNA of Conger conger (European conger), 4806 nucleotides long. RefSeq names its product proline, glutamate and leucine rich protein 1 (gene pelp1). Gene Ontology annotation, cellular component: nucleus. Gene Ontology annotation, biological process: rRNA processing. Lineage: Eukaryota; Metazoa; Chordata; Actinopteri; Anguilliformes; Congridae. The record is from RefSeq and is a predicted model, not a curated record. Bases 46 to 3837 code for a protein of 1263 amino acids. The transcript is spliced from 17 exons.
UUUUUGUCGCGAAUAGUGAGGUAAUUGCGGAGCCAGGCGAAGAAGAUGGCUACAGCGGUCUGGCUGCAUGGUUCGAAUAAUAUGCGGCUGACCGAGGGUUUAGUGUCGGCUCUGAAGGAGGAACGACCCGAGUACUUGCCAGCACUUUUGGCGAACUACCGGGAGCAUGGCGGGAUCUCCACACAGAGUUCUGGAGCAGCUGGUGGCCUCAUCGGACUCAGCAAUGCUCGACUCGGCUCCAGCAAAACCAGGUUUGAGGGUCUGUGUCUGCUGUCCAUAUUGGUGAAGGACAGCUCCAGUGAAGUUUUCCAGCAGCACUGCCUGUCUUGGCUGCGCACUUUGCAGCAGGUCAUACAGUCCCAGGCACCUCUCCCGUCUGUCCAGUUGGCAGUGAGUGUGCUCCAAGACUUGCUGCAGUACUCUUCCCAGCUGCCGGAGCUUGCCAGGGAGGUCGGUCUCAACUCCAUCCUGGGCAUUCUCACAUCCCUGCUGGGUCUGAAGUCAGAGUGUCACCUAGCAGCAAUGGAGGGGAUGACUGCCUGCAUGACAUUCUAUCCCCGGGCCUGUGGAUCCUUAAGGGACAAACUGGGUGCCCAUUUCCUUUCCAAAAUGGAUUCUGACUACCCAAAAGUGCAGGAGGUGGCCAGCGAGUGUUAUGGCCGUCUGCCCUGCCUGGGUGGGGUGCUGGAGAGGGGAGGGGGUGGUCGACGUGCUGAAGGCUGGACUAACCAGCUUCACUGCCUGCUAGCAUCUGCGCACGCCACGCUGAGCCAGCUGUACCAGGGAGUGGAGUGCGAGAGGACAGUGCAGUACGAGGGCCCCGGCAUUGAGUUGCCCUUUCCGCCGCUGGAUGAAGCUGAUCCCCUUCUGAUCGUCCAGCUGCGACACCGAUACAGGGCUGUGUGCUUGGCUCUCAAACACACACUCAGUGUGGACCCAGUGUCUCCAGUGCGUCUUCCUGUUCAGAGUGUUUUGAACCUGGUGUGUCGAGCCCUGGCGGUCAGCUGCAAGAGCAUUAAUGUGUCCGGUGACGGGUGUCUGAAGUUGCUUGUUUUGCCCUCGGUACACAGCGACACCCUGGAGCUCCUGUCUGCUGUCAUCACUGCGGUUGGCAGUAGGCUGGUUCCGUACUGCAGUGUGUUGACUCGCCUCUUCUCCCAGACCCUCUCCGCCUGGAGCCCCCUGGCUGAGGUCAGCCUUGGGCAGCAAAGGGCCUACAGUGCUGUGCGGGUGUCGCUGUACCAGACACUGGAGCUUUGGGUACGAGUGGCUGGGGCCUCCUCUGGCGUGCUUCAGGGAAGCCCCACCCAUACAGAACUCUUACUGGCACACCUACUGGGUGACAUCACUCCUGGGGCUGACUCCGUCAAGCUGCGUGUGGGCCAGGCCGCCAUCUCUGAGCUCAUGGGGCACACUGGGAAGGCAGGGCCGCGUCGUCCCAAGGGCUUGGGAAUGGGUGAUGGAAGCGCAGUCUCACUGCAGAGGAAGGGUGACUCACUGGCCAAUCAAGACACGUGUCUGUCUGCACUGAGAGCUCUGAGACAAAUCAUCCUGACCAGUGGUACUCUGCUGAAGGAGGACAUUCACAAGAGGCUCCAGGACCUUGUGUUGCCCCUGUGUGUACGCCUGCAGCAGCAGCUGCAGUGUGGAAGUGAGGUGGGAGGGGUGAGCGGUCAGUACGGCAACGCUCCUCCACGACGGGCACUCUAUCGCCUCCUACUGGCCAUGGUUCUCGCUCCUCCCCCACGCUGGCCACCCCCCUUGACCUGUGCAGUGUCCAUAUUCAGUCAUGGCCGGAAGGACCGAAGCCUUUUGGUAUCCUCAUUCUGUGCCGAAGCCCUAACAGUGUGCAACUCCCUCCUCCACCCUCGAACUCCCUCCCUUGCUCUCCCCCUCCCAUCACUUACACUCAAACACACUGCUGCGGCCCCUACGCUCACACCUUCCCAAAACCCUUCGCUCUCUCUCCCGUCCCUCCUGGGAGGCCCUGCACAAGGGGCACCCUUUCCAGCUCGGCACCCCCUCAGUCUGGGUCCAGCUGGCCUCUUGGGACCGCUGGAAAACCAUCUUCCCUUGCCACCAUCUGUUCUGCCUCCCCAAGCUGGCCCCGCCACCACAGCAGGUGACCUGCUGCUGUCCCCUCCCCAGCCAGGUGAGCUGGCUGCUCUGGGGGCCCCUGAGGGCCACAGACCUGUGUUUGUGCGCUACGACAAAGAAGAGGCUGAAGAUGUGGAGAUUUCUCUUGAGAGUGACUCCGAUGACAGCGUGGUCAUUGUCCCUCAGGGGAUGUUGUUGCUUGAAUCGCACGAUGCUGCCAGCACGCAGCCUCUCCCACCACCACCACCAGGGGGAGCGGUGCCAAGUGUGGGUGCAGGAACAGGGGGGGACACUGGAGUUGUGAGCAGCCCUCUCCCUAAUGAGUUGCCUGCCUCCAUGCCUCACCAGAUUCUACCCUCUAACUCAAAUGCUAUUAGCACUUUCCCCGGUCAGAGCCAGGCUCAGCUUGUGUCUGUUGUGCCACAGCUCAACUCCACAGCAGCUCAACUGGCAGCUCCCCCUGUUGGCCUGGGGGAUUCACUGCCCGGCGCACAGCUGCAGCAGAUGCUAAUGCAGCCGUCAUCGGCUGGGCAGCCGUCACAGCUGGGACUGCCCAUGCAGAUGCAGCUGCAGAAUCAGAUGGCACAGACUAGCAGACAGCUGCAGCAGCAACCGCAGCCAAGCGAGGAGGACCUCACAGUCAUCAAUAUCAACAGCUCUGAUGAAGAGGAAGAGGAGGAUGAAGAGAUGGAGGAUGAGGAUGACCUUUGCGAGGAGGAGGAGGAAGAAGAGGAAGGACUGGAGGAUGAAGAAGAGGAGGAGGAGGGAAGCGAUUUUGCAGAUGACGAUGAUUACUACGGCGAGGAGGAGUUUGAGGACUAUGAGGAUGAGGAAGAGGGGAUGAUAGAGGCAGAGGAAAUGGAGGAGGAGGCUGAAGGGCUGCCCCCGUUAGAAGGAGAGAGCCGAAGGGCCCUGAUGAGCAGGGAGGAGGGGGGAGUACUGAUGACCUCUGCUGAUGAAAGGGGGAUGGGCAUGUUCCGUCUGGAGAGAGAAGAAGAGGAAGAUGCAGAGGUAGAGGGAGGAGGCAGUGAGUUGGAAGGGGACCAUAGCGUCUACAGGCAGCCCCUGCACUCAAAAGAGGGGAAUCGGGAGGAGAGGGUAAAGGAGGAAGGGGAGGGAGAGGUGGUGGUCACUGAGGAGGGGAUGGACAAAAUCAGAGAAGGAGAACAAGAUGAUGUAGCUGUUCAGGAAAGCAAGGGAGACCCACAGUCUCAAGGACCUGCUGAGGAGGUCAUGGAAGAAGCCAGUGAGUUUGAAAAAGAGACGGGAGUUGAGCUGGGAAGCCUGGAACAGGCAUCACAGGAGCCAGGACCCACACAAGAAUGUGACAGUGCUACCGUGGAUGACAUGGCCAUCUCCCACGAAGAGGGUGAAGUGGAGUCAUUGCAGGAAGUCGCGGUGCCCGAGGAGAAGGAACCAGUGGAGUCGACAUCAGAGCAGCCCAGACCUGAAGAGGGAGAGAAAGCCAAGCUUCAUGAGGAUAUCCCAGUCGAGGAAGCAAGGUCACCAAGGCAGAGUGAAGAGGGCAGAGCUUCUGUUGCGCAAGAGGAUGAGGAAGAGGAAGGUGAAGACGAUCUCAGGGGGAUGAAGAGAAAGCGGGAAGAACGUGAGGUAGAAGGGGCGGAGCUGAGUGUUGAGAAGAAAAAGCUGGAUGAGGAAGCUAUGGCUUCCAUGUUGGCUGAUUUUGUGGAUUGCCCACCUGAUGAGGAAGACAACGCCCAUUCCACGACACACUCCUGAGAUGGACAGAGUCUUACAGGGUUGGGCCAGAUUCGACGAUCAGGCACAUACCCUGAACCCAAUGUCAGUGUAUGGGCUGCAACCCUGUUUCUUGAGGGCCACAGUCUGAAGUCUUGUAAAACUGUCAGUCACAAAAUACAUAGUCAGCUGGCUCCACUCAUUUUUUUUAAAAUAUAUAUAAACAUAGGGUUUAAAUGAGGGACACUGCACAUUGAUGGGACUGGACUAGACUGCUGUGAAAGUGUUUUAGUGGAGUUGUUACUUUGGACUCUAUGCACUUUCCACUUGGGUUAAACCAUAAAAGCAGUUUGUAGUUUUGCUCUCAGCCAUCUUAAAAAAGAUAAGAAAAAGAUCUCCAGGUUUGAUGCAGAAAAGUGUUCAUUUUGCGUGGACUAAAGUUCUGUGGAAACGUCAGUGUAACCUGGCCAUUAAUUUAUGUCUGAGGUAAUUUGACUCAGACUAGUAACUUCACCCUUCACAUUAAAGCAAUGACAGAAUUGCUUGAAAAGCAACUGUACUGUAUAUGGUUAUCUCAUACUACUUGGAUGACAGGUUUUAGUGUAUAGCUACUCUAUAAUCUUUCUCACUUAUAAAUAAUAGAUCAUAAAUGCUUGGACAAAAUUGAAAAGACAGGGAUUUUCUUGCCUUUAAUACCCUAUUAUACAUCUACCUUGUAACAUAUCACAUGAACAAUGUCUUACUGCACUACACUUAGCUCAGUAAUGCAUGGAGUUGGUUAGAAAAUAGAACUACCAAGUUUCAGGCCAUCUUUAUUCACAGUGGGUUGAUACGGUUAGUAUAGUAUUGGCUACUAUGAUGUUUAUUUUUUGCCUUGUUUUUUAAGUCCUUAAGUUCUUUGAUAUUAAAUAUGUUUGUGUAAAGCAGUAUGGUUUUCUUUACUGAUACCUUGUUACAGACUUACCAUACCUACCAAAAUGAAUUGAUUCAUUAAAUCAUCAAACAAAGCUA